AUGCAACAGGCCCCUAUUCGAUCGAAGAUGAAGCAGGGCGCGGUGAGAAAGCCCGCCAGCGGGAGAGGUUCCCUGCCGUCAACCAAAACUGGCCCGUUCACAGAUGACUUUCGGACGAACAAGAAGGACAAACGCAUGAUCAAGCACUCGGCCUUCGUUUCGAAGAUUGAGAAGAGCUCGCAGAAGGCGGUGAAGCGCAGACGGCCGUCAAAGAAACUUGUCGCCAAUCUCGAUUCUCUCGCCGAUGCUCUUCCAAAUGCCGAAUCGGAGAUGACCGAUGCGAGCAACCAAGUGAAUAUCAUCAAACACAAAACACUUAGACAUAAGCCCGGUGCACUCAAGCGAAAGGAAAAAAUUGAGAAGCUGGAACGCGAUCGUUUUGCGAAGAACAUGGCCCAGAUGACAGGUAUCCAGGCAGCCCCUCCGGCUGCUGGCGGCGAGAAUCCAGAUUCGGAGCAGAGCUCGACUUCAAACCGAUGGGCGGCGUUGAGGAACUUCAUUUCUCAGACGAUGGAGCAGCAACCCGUCUUCAAAGCAAAGCAGUGA
Messenger RNA from Penicilliopsis zonata CBS 506.65, 546 nucleotides. RefSeq lists its product as hypothetical. Lineage: Eukaryota; Fungi; Ascomycota; Eurotiomycetes; Eurotiales; Aspergillaceae. Bases 1 to 546 code for a protein of 181 amino acids. Gene Ontology annotation, biological process: maturation of SSU-rRNA from tricistronic rRNA transcript (SSU-rRNA, 5.8S rRNA, LSU-rRNA). Gene Ontology annotation, cellular component: nucleolus; 90S preribosome; preribosome, small subunit precursor. The transcript is spliced from 2 exons. The record is from RefSeq and is a predicted model, not a curated record.